UUUAACCACAGAGUCAGAUAAUUAACACAUUUACAACCCAAAAGAACACCACCACUACCAUCACCAAUUUCAUAAUCCAGAUCAAGAUAUAUAUAGCUGCUACCAUGUCUUGUGAUUUUUCGUCAUUGGAAUCCAUUCAAAACUUUCUGCUUCUUGAGCUUGAACACGAUAAUUCCCACGUAGAUUGGAAUGCAUCCAACAAUGAAACCUGCUAUUCACCCUCUUACAAUCAAUUUCCAAUCCCCAAUUUCCAGUCAAGUGGAUCAUCACAGGCUGUCACUAACUUAGAUAGUGUUGUUGGUCCCGUGAAGAAAUCACCAGGGUGCAAAAAGGGUUCCUCUGCAGCAGCGCGUGAAUCCAACGCGCCACCUGUAUGGAAGCGUUACAGGGGCGUGAGACGCAGACCAUGGGGGAAGUUUGCAGGGGAGAUAAGAGAUCCAAAGAAGAACGGUGCUAGGGUUUGGCUCGGAACCUAUGAGACUGAAGAGGAAGCAGCUCUAGCUUAUGAUAAAGCUGCUUUCAAGAUGCGUGGUAGAAAGGCCAAACUCAAUUUUCCCCACCUCAUUGGUUCUGACUCGUUGUCUGAGACAGAGUCAGUGAGUGAGGUGACGUUUUUCAGGCAGAACUCGCCGGACCAUCUUUCACCGGCUUCAUCAUCCGCUUCGGAGGAUAGUUCUGAGUGCUCACCUGGGUCAAAGAAGAGGAAGAACCUAGUUGGAGUGUUGAAUAGGUUAGCCAAGCAUAGAAGCCAAGUGCAGGUGUUUGAUAUGGGUUCAACCACAAAUGAUGAUGUCAAUGUUGAUGAAUGGUGGGAUAAUUUGUCUAGUGAUUCCGGCGUAAUCUGGUGCUCAUAAGCUUCCAUUGGGUUAUAAUCCGUGAAUUAAUGUAGUGACUUUUGUUUGCCUAAUUUGGAGUACAUUUUUAAUGAUUUUUGCAUACACCACUUUGAUGAAUUUCAAAGGGUAUUGUUUCUCAUGAUCAAUAUAGCACUUCAAUUUGCUUC
Lotus japonicus is the source of this 1003-nucleotide messenger RNA. Its product is annotated as ethylene-responsive transcription factor 13-like. Gene Ontology annotation, molecular function: DNA-binding transcription factor activity; DNA binding. The record is from RefSeq and is a predicted model, not a curated record. The transcript has a single exon. The coding region runs from base 105 to 854 and encodes 249 amino acids. Lineage: Eukaryota; Viridiplantae; Streptophyta; Magnoliopsida; Fabales; Fabaceae. Gene Ontology annotation, biological process: ethylene-activated signaling pathway; regulation of DNA-templated transcription.